Molecule: messenger RNA, 1149 nt
Organism: Fonsecaea multimorphosa CBS 102226
Lineage: Eukaryota; Fungi; Ascomycota; Eurotiomycetes; Chaetothyriales; Herpotrichiellaceae
Exons: 2
Coding region: 1-1149 (382 amino acids)
Molecular function (GO): oxidoreductase activity, acting on the CH-OH group of donors, NAD or NADP as acceptor
Source: RefSeq, a predicted model, not a curated record
AUGGUGUUGAAGCCAUCAAAACCCCGUCCAACCCCGAAGCAGCAGCCUCAGCAACCCAGCCCAUCAUGGGCCCGCCACAUCACGCUGGACCUGCUCCUACUGAUCCUGGCCAACUCGGUCUUCCACCCGUGGAUCACGCUGGUCUUCUACCUGUGCCUGGCCGCCGUGCACAAGCACCGGGAGCCCCUCGCGUACUACACGCUGUACUACACGGCGUUUUUGGCGAUUGUGGAGUUGGCCAUCUGGCUCAACCACCGCCUCACGUACGGCAGGCACAGAAAGGUCAACUGGGCGGAGGACAACGAGGUCGUGGUCAUCACGGGCGGCGCGCAGGGGUUGGGCAGAGUGCUGGCCGAGAUGGUGCUGAGAAAAGGCGCCAAAGUGGCCGUCUUGGACGUCCUGCCGCCGGAUGAGGAGGCGCAAGAGGAGAUGGAGCGCUGGGAUCUGGUCUGGGAGGUGGUGGAUGUGAGUAAUGCGGAAGAAGUAAAGAAAGCGGUGGACAGAGUUGUUGAUGAGCUUGGGCCACCGACAAUCCUGGUCAACAACGCAGCAACGUCCAUCAACGGCCUUCCGCUGGCCUCUCCGGCUUCCUCAGAUACAUCAACAUCAGCCCUAUCUCCCCAACAAGCCACCAAAACCAUCACAACCAACACGCUCGGCCACUUCACCGUCCUCUCUGCCGUCCUGCCUCAUCUUCUCACCUCGUCCCAGGGCGCCCAUAUAAUAACAAUUUCCUCAAUCCUCUCGCACCUCGCGCCGGCCAAAUUGGCCGACUACAGCGCAUCGAAAGCUGCCGUCUCAGCUCUCCACAACACUCUGUGCCACGAACUCCGCACGCACCCCGAUCCCUCGGUCUUUGACAAGGUGAAAACCAUCCUCGUCGAGCCAGGUCAACUAUCCACACAGCUAUUUGCGGAUAUCACAAGAGUGCCCUUUUACGCGCACUUUUUCGGACCGGUGUUGGAGGCCAAGGACGUAGCCAAGGAGAUUGUGCGGUGGGUGGAAAGAGGUGACGGCGGGGUGAUCCGCAUGCCAUUUUAUGCCAAAUGUGUGCCGUUUCUGGGCGUGAUGCCGGGGGCUGUCCAGAGGGUGGUGCGGUGGUGGAGUGGAAUCGAUCGAGCGAUUGUUGCGAGGGAGAAGAAAGUCUGA